Molecule: messenger RNA, 513 nt
Organism: Auanema sp. JU1783
Lineage: Eukaryota; Metazoa; Nematoda; Chromadorea; Rhabditida; Rhabditidae
Source: the annotation of a GenBank genome assembly
AUGAUUCGUAGCAGUGCUCCCUUCUUCAGCUCCCUUCGUAGCUGUGCUCCCUUCUUCAGCUCCCUUAGUGACAUCAAUGUACCAGAUAUAGCGAUUCUCGGAUCAAAAUUUGAAAGCUACGGAAAACAUUUAAGUGCCGCCGUAUUUCCUACACCCGCAUUUCCAGCAAAAGGCGUAUUGCAUGAACCGAAUUAUAGACUUAUGGUUCCCCUAGUGUUCAAACAGGAGAAAGAAGAUAAAGCCCUGAAUGUGUGGUGUGUAGUGGUAACAGGCGUACCAUUCAACUACCUAAGUGUCAAGACACUUGAAGCAUUUGUAGGUGAAGGCAAUGUUGAGCAAGACAAAACUUAUCGCUUUGCAGUCCAGGAUCAGAGCAAAAUCAUUGAAUGCCGUGUCUCCGAGGUGGGCUCACACUUCGAACAUGUAAACGUCUUGGGAGCAUAUGGCCUGAGCGACUUAAGACUUUCUGCUCAUUUCGACUGGAAGAGUAAUACAUUUACUCUCCAAGAUUAG